Messenger RNA from Dioscorea cayenensis subsp. rotundata (Guinea yam), 1451 nucleotides. Its product is annotated as scopoletin glucosyltransferase-like. Lineage: Eukaryota; Viridiplantae; Streptophyta; Magnoliopsida; Dioscoreales; Dioscoreaceae. The transcript has a single exon. The record is from RefSeq and is a predicted model, not a curated record. Gene Ontology annotation, molecular function: UDP-glycosyltransferase activity. The coding region runs from base 6 to 1451 and encodes 481 amino acids.
CCACCAUGAAGGAAGUGAAGAAAGAUCACAUCUUAAUAUUCCCAUUCAUGGCACAAGGCCAUACCAUCCCACUCCUCCACCUUGCCACCUUCCUCUCAACCCACCACCACCUUCAAAUCACAAUCAUCACCACCUCCGGCAACGCUCCUUUUCUCCGGCAAUACCUCCCAUCUUCAAUCAACCUCUCCAUCUUCCCAUUCCCUUCUUCUCCUCUCCUCCCCAUCGGCGUUGAGUCCACUGAUCACCUCUCUUCUAUGGACCUACACCCAAUCUUUGUAACCACCAUUGCUCAUCUCCGACCACACUUGCACCAACUCCUCCACUCCCUCCACCUCUCCAAUUCCCUCCCACUCUGCCUCAUCUCCGACUUCUUCCUCCCUUGGACUCUCGACGUCUGCCGUCUCUUCUCCGUCCCACGUCUCGUCUUUCACGGCAUGUCCACCUUCUCUAUGUUCAUCUGCAAAUCCAUCUACACCCACCUAAAGCCUUCCUCCUUCACCUCCUCCGAUGAGCUCUACCAUGUCCCCGGUGGUCCUCCUUCUCUUCUCCUCUCUCGCCACCAAGUCCCAGACAUCUUUCUCAACUCCGGUGACCCUAAUGACCCUACAACUAUCAUCCUCGCCGAACACAACACAAGUGACAUCAACAGCUGGGGCAUCAUCGUCAACAGCUUCUCAUUCAUUGAACGUGAGUACACUAAACUCUUUGAAUCAUUCUUCCAGAAUGGAACUCGUGCAUGGCUCAUCGGUCCUUUAUCUCUACUUUCUUCACCGACUCUCACCGACGAGGGUGAUUGUCUCCGGUGGCUAAACGACAAGGAAAUGAACUCAGUGGUUUACGUAGCGUUUGGGACGCAAGCACACUUGACGGCGGAGCAGCUAGAGGAGGUGGCAAAUGGGUUGGAGGCGGCGGAGUGUGAGUAUCUAUGGGUGGUGAGAGAUGCUUCAUGGCGGCCGCCGGAGAGGAUCACUACCGGAGAAAGAGGAAAGAUUGUCCGGUGGGCACCGCAACGUGAGGUGCUACAGCAUGAAGCAGUGGGAGGGUUUGUGAGUCACUGUGGAUGGAACUCAGUGUUAGAGAGCAUGGUCGCCGGCGUGCCGGUGCUGACGUGGCCGAUGAUUGCUGAGCAGGCAAUCAAUGAGAUGAUGAUUGUUGAUGAGUUUGGAGCUGGUUUGAGGUUGAGGAAAGUGGGUGCAGAUGGGGUAGUGAAGAAGGAGGAGAUAAAGAAUGGAGUUAGAGAGUUAAUGGUGGGAGAGAAAGGGAAGAGAGUGAGGAAGAAGAUGGAGGAGCUUGGAAGGAUGGCAAUGGAGGCAGUUGAAGAUGGAGGGAGUUCUCAUAAGAGUUUGAGUGAACUGAUUGAAGAGCUCCAGAGAUGCAGGAACAGAGAAGAUGAUGGUUUGGAACUGGAGUCUCUGCAUGAGAAUCAUCAGGAAUGUAUCAAAAUGUCUUGA